This is a messenger RNA of Sorex fumeus (smoky shrew), 762 nucleotides long. It is a transcript of the gene KHDC3L, whose product is annotated as KH domain containing 3 like, subcortical maternal complex member. Gene Ontology annotation, cellular component: apical cortex; protein-containing complex. Gene Ontology annotation, molecular function: RNA binding. The record is from RefSeq and is a predicted model, not a curated record. NCBI's taxonomy places the organism in Eukaryota, Metazoa, Chordata, Mammalia, Eulipotyphla, Soricidae. The transcript has 3 exons. The coding region runs from base 1 to 762 and encodes 253 amino acids.
AUGGCUCCUUCGCAGCGCUUUCCCACGCUCUUGCAGCUGGAGCAGCGCGAGGGGGCUCUCUUCAAAGUGCACGGCAACCUCUCCGAGAAGCCCUACUGGUUUCUCCUGGACUACUUGAAGAAUCCCAAGACAGUUCACCUGGAGGGGUGGCUGGUGGAGGCGAUCUUCGGCCGGGGUGGAAAGCACAUCCCUCACGUCGAGUGUACGUCCCAGACCCUCUUGCACGUGAGCCGGUGGGAUCCCGCGGGCGAGGCCGAAAUCCUGAUAUUCGGCCGUCCUUACUACCAGCUGGACGUGUCCAAGAUGAUCGGGAACUUGGCUGACUAUCACCGCCAACUCCGGACUCAGAGGUCCCACAAGACGCCUGCCCAAGAGACCCGGACCCAGCGUCCCCGCGACGCACUCCCGGACCCGAAGGCCGGGACCCAGCGCUCCCCCGACGGGCUCCGCGAAGCGGCGACCCAGUGGUCCCCCGACGCGCUCCGGGAGGCUGGGACCCGGCGCUCCCCGGAUGCGCUCCGCGAAGCGGCGACCCAGUGCUCCCCCGACGCGCUCCGGGAAGCCGGGACCCAGUGCUCCCCCGACCGGCUCCUGGAGGCGGCGACUCAGAGCUCCCCCGACGUGCUCCGGGAGGCGGCGACCCCGCGCUCCCCCGGCGCGCACCGGGAGGCCGGGAACCCGCGCUCGCCCCGCGCGCACCGAGAGGCCGGGAUCCCUCGCUCCCCCGACGCCUCCUCCCUGAAUCGGGUUAUCAGAUUCUAA